Molecule: messenger RNA, 657 nt
Organism: Acaulospora colombiana
Lineage: Eukaryota; Fungi; Glomeromycota; Glomeromycetes; Diversisporales; Acaulosporaceae
Source: the annotation of a GenBank genome assembly
AUGUCGGACACUUCAACACCAGCUAACGCUUCCAAUGAGAACGAAGAAAAGCAAGCUCCCACUUUAGCCGAGGUGUUUAGAAAGUUAAAUACAGAAAAGCUCAUCGAAUUUUUGUGCGGGGAAGAAGACUUGCAACUUGACGAAAACGAUCUCAAAAUCUUCCGUGAUGAGAAGAUCACCAGUCGAGAUUCCUUAAGAGGUCAAGGAGAAAAAAAUGAGGUCUUUUCCUCGUACCGCAGUUUGAAAGAAGUGCUGGGAAAUAUGAUAUGGAAUCCCGAAAGCAUAGACGCAAUUCCAUUAUUCAAACCGCCGAUCUCAGAAAUUCGGGAUGACGAUGUAUAUUUCGAAGAAUGUAUCACGGAAAUUAAUAAAAGGUUAAGAAACUACGGGACUUUAUAUCCGGACAGCUUGAAAGCCAUGCGUAAUGAGUAUGUUGUUGCAAUACUCCAUACUGCACUUCAUAUCGUCAGGGAUGAUACAAAAAGAGAAUUUAGCAUGAGACCACAACAAGAAAUUAUCGAUGAGGAAAGUUCAGGGCGUGUCGAUUAUGCAAUUAAAGGUAUAGGUUAUAGAUUUUCUUUGACAUACCUUCAUGAUAUUGGGACUUUUAAUCCAGUUAUGCAUUGUGCUUCAGUUAACAUGGAAAUUCUUGAGUAG